Molecule: messenger RNA, 390 nt
Organism: Wyeomyia smithii (pitcher-plant mosquito)
Lineage: Eukaryota; Metazoa; Arthropoda; Insecta; Diptera; Culicidae
Product: protein PET117 homolog, mitochondrial
Exons: 2
Coding region: 84-335 (83 amino acids)
Biological process (GO): mitochondrial respiratory chain complex IV assembly
Cellular component (GO): mitochondrion
Source: RefSeq, a predicted model, not a curated record
ACUGCAACAGCUGACGUUCCGUCACUACAAAACAUUUGAUAGCAACGAUAGCAAUCAUCAUCAAAGUCAAAAAAAUCUAAUCCAUGUCGGCAACAUCGAAAAUUGUUUUACUGAGUGCAACGGCAGGUACAUUAGGCAUUAUAGGCUAUGUACACUACCGACAAAACUACGACAGAGCAAAAUUACAUGAGGGAGUUUUAAGGGACAUCCAGCGACAGCAGCUGAGGAAGAUUGAAAACACUUACAACCUUCAGCAGCAAAUAGAACGAACGAAGCAAUUAAGACAACAAUUGGAACAAGACGAACAAUCCACAGCACUGUUAAAAAGCCAAUGAGAAAUGUGUACCUAAUCUAGUCGAGUUAUUAAAAAUAUUUUUUUACUAAGUUCUA